Messenger RNA from Pieris macdunnoughi, 321 nucleotides. NCBI's taxonomy places the organism in Eukaryota, Metazoa, Arthropoda, Insecta, Lepidoptera, Pieridae. The record is from the annotation of a GenBank genome assembly.
AUGGAACAUUCUUCGAACGACGUAGACGAUGUUCGGCGUAUUUGCUUUAAUGAAGAACUUUGUGACAUCCUUGACGACGCCAACAUCGUCCAAUUCAUAAAAUGCCACAGGCUUAAGUGGUUGGGAUAUGUCCCACCAAAUGGCAACGACAGAACUCCAACGUCCUCACUAAGCUCACAACCUGGAGGCAAGAGAAACCUCGGAAGGCCGAGGUUGCAUUGGAGUGCUCAAGGAUCUCAAGACAAUAUUAUAUAUAGGUAUUCGAAGUGUAAGAAGCAUGAGAUAGAUUUGGAUGACGAAAUAUACUUGCGAAGUUUAUAG